Messenger RNA from Egretta garzetta (little egret), 4202 nucleotides. RefSeq names its product myocyte enhancer factor 2C (gene MEF2C). Gene Ontology annotation, biological process: heart development; positive regulation of transcription by RNA polymerase II; cell differentiation. Bases 409 to 1860 code for a protein of 483 amino acids. The transcript is spliced from 11 exons. The record is from RefSeq and is a predicted model, not a curated record. Lineage: Eukaryota; Metazoa; Chordata; Aves; Pelecaniformes; Ardeidae. Gene Ontology annotation, molecular function: histone deacetylase binding; protein dimerization activity; RNA polymerase II cis-regulatory region sequence-specific DNA binding.
ACACACGCACCGGCGCGCACACACACGCACAGGCACACCCGCACACCCACACACACACACACACACACACACCCCCCCCCGACAUCUCCCGGCUGCUUAUUGGAUUGACUUUGAAGGUUGUGUGUGUGAUUCAAGGAGGCUGCAUGUUGAACCAGGUGGUGAAUAUUUAAGGCUGGAAGAAGUAAAGGGAUUUUUUCUUUUUCCUGUGAAGGGAAAAUAUCUCAAGGACUAGUCUGACCAUCCAAACAGCUAAAUGUUUAUUAUCAGGAACGGAUGCAGGGGACUGUGAACUGAGUAGUGCAAGUGCUGAAGAAGGAGGUUUGUUUUGAGGAAACGGGAAAGAGGAAGAAAAGAGAAGGGAAAAAUACAUAAUUUUAAGGAAGAAGGAGAGAAAAAAAAACGGGGACUAUGGGGAGAAAAAAGAUUCAGAUUACAAGGAUUAUGGAUGAACGUAACAGACAGGUGACAUUUACAAAGAGGAAAUUUGGGUUAAUGAAGAAGGCUUAUGAGCUGAGUGUUCUGUGCGACUGUGAGAUUGCUCUGAUCAUCUUCAACAGCACCAACAAACUGUUCCAGUAUGCCAGCACUGAUAUGGACAAAGUGUUGCUCAAAUACACCGAGUACAAUGAGCCACAUGAGAGUCGAACGAAUUCGGAUAUUGUUGAGACGUUGAGAAAGAAAGGACUUAAUGGCUGUGACAGUCCAGACCCCGAUGCAGACGAUUCAGCAUUGAACAAGAAAGAAAACAAAGGUUGUGAAAGCCCCGAUCCUGACUCCUCUUACGCUCUCACCCCACGCACUGAAGAAAAAUACAAAAAAAUAAAUGAAGAAUUUGAUAAUAUGAUCAAGAGCCAUAAAAUACCUGCUGUUCCACCACCAAACUUUGAGAUGCCAGUUUCUAUCCCAGUGUCCAACCACAACAGUUUGGUAUACAGUAACCCAGUCAGCUCACUGGGAAACCCCAACCUCUUGCCGCUGGCUCAUCCUUCUUUGCAAAGAAAUAGCAUGUCUCCUGGCGUGACACAUCGGCCUCCAAGUGCAGGUAACACAGGUGGCCUGAUGGGUGGGGACCUCACAACCGGUGCAGGCACCAGUGCAGGAAAUGGAUAUGGCAACCCCCGCAACUCACCAGGUCUGCUGGUCUCACCUGGCAACUUGAACAAGAAUAUGCAAGCAAAAUCUCCACCUCCGAUGAAUUUGGGAAUGAACAACCGUAAACCAGAUCUCCGUGUGCUGAUUCCACCUGGCAGCAAGAAUACAAUGCCAUCAGUGAAUCAGAGGAUAAAUAACUCCCAGUCUGCUCAGUCAUUGGCUACUCCAGUGGUUUCCGUAGCAACUCCUACUCUACCAGGGCAAGGGAUGGGAGGAUACCCAUCAGCCAUCUCAACAACAUAUGGUACUGAAUAUUCUCUGAGUAGUGCAGAUAUAUCAUCUCUCUCUGGGUUUAACACAGCCAGUGCUCUUCAUCUUGGUUCUGUGACUGGCUGGCAACAGCAACACCUACAUAACAUGCCACCAUCUGCCCUCAGUCAAUUGGGAGCUUGCACUAGCACUCAUUUAUCUCAGAGUACAAAUCUCUCCCUGCCUUCUACUCAAAGCCUCAACAUCAAGUCAGAACCUGUUUCUCCUCCUAGAGACCGUACCACCACACCCUCGAGAUACCCACAGCACACGCGCCAUGAGGCGGGGAGAUCUCCUGUUGACAGUUUGAGCAGCUGUAGCAGUUCCUACGAUGGAAGUGACCGAGAAGAUCACCGGAACGAAUUCCACUCCCCCAUUGGACUCACCAGACCUUCGCCGGACGAAAGGGAAAGCCCCUCUGUCAAGCGCAUGCGGCUCUCUGAAGGAUGGGCGACAUGAUAACAUUAUUACCUAUUAGUUUUUUGUUUUUUUUUUUUUUCUUGCAGUGUGUGUGUGCUAUACCUUAAUGGGGGAGGGGGGGUCGAUAUGCAUUAUAUGUGCCGUGUGUGGAAAAAAAAAAAAAAAGUCAGGUACUCUGUUUUGUAAAAGUACUUUUAAAUUGCCUCAGUGAUACAGUAUAAGGAUAAACAGAAAUGCUGAGAUAAGCUUAGCACUUGAGUUGUACAACAGAACACUUGUACAAAAUAGAUUUUAAGGCUAACUUCUUUUCACUGUUGUGCUCCCUUGCAAAAUGUAUGUUACAAUAGAUAGUGUCAUGUUGCAGGUUCAACGUUAUUUACAUGUAAAUAGACAAAAGGAAAACAUUUGCCAGAAAAGGCAGAUCUUUACUGAGAGAGAAAGCAGCUGUUAUGCAACAUAUAGAAAAUGUACAGAUGUUUUGACAGACCCAGCGGUUGGGUGGCCAUGAAUUGAUGCUAGAAAGAGACUGGGUCACCUAACAUAACCGAAAAUGCUCACAAACAUGCAGGCAUAUCAUUACAGUAUGGCACUCAGUUAAAAAGGAUCAAAACAGUUAAAAGAGGACCAUACUUGUAAAAAUGCUGAGUUCGAGGGCUAACAUAUUUAAUUUUAAGAUUCUGGGUCUGCAUCACUUAUUAAAUAAAAAAAAAAAUAUAAAAAUAUGUACAUUACAUUUUGCUUAUUUUCAUAUUAAAAAGUAAGACAGAGUUUGCAAAGCAUUUGUGGCUUUUGUAGUUUCCUUAAGCCAAAAUGUGUUCUUUUCUCCUUGAUAGCUUCGCUGAUCUUUUAAACAGUCCUGAAGAAACAAACAGAAAGGACUUUUUGUAUAGAAAGCACUACCCUAAGCCAUGAAGAACUCCAUGCUUUGCUAACCAAGAUAACUGUUUUCUCUUUGCAGAAGUUUUGUUUUUGAAAUGUGUAUUUCUAAUUAUAUAAAAUAUUAAGAAUCUUUUAAAAAAAUCUGUGAAAUUAACAUGCUUGUGUAUAGCUUUCUAAUAUAUAUAAUAAUUAUGGUAAUAGCAAAAGUUUUUGUUAUCUUAAUAGUGGGGAAUUAUAUUUGUGCAGUUGCACAUUUAACUAUUUUCUUUCGGUUUUUCUUUUACUGGGUAUACAUUUUACAGAUCGAAGUCAGCUCUUGAAAGACUGAUCUGUAAAAAGUUAGAAUUUACCCAUGGUGUAACAACUUAAAUCAUUUUAAUACAGCAUUUUACAAUCAGUUGGGUGAACUGCGAUCCAUUGUAUAUACUGAUUAGUUCUUUCAUGCUGUUUUGUGCAUUGUAACAAGUUAAGGGCCCUUCUAUUACUUAACGUCCUGCGUAUCUUGUAGCUUUCCAUGGGUUAAAUGACAAAGUGGCAUAACUUGGCCCUUUCUCAUUAAUGAAGCUGGUAUUCUGCCUGUCAGAAUUGGAUGUACAGCUCUAACGGCUGUCAGUUUACGUGAGUGCAGGUGAAUAUUUGCAGAAGCGGUCGGGAGAGUGAAAGGGAGGAGCGGGCAUGAGCACGCCUGGUACAAAGGUUACUCCCCUCUCUCACAGGUUUAAAACUCUUCGAGAGGUCAUCAGUUAAAGGACCGAUCAAAAGCCGAUGGAUCUUGCGCAGCCAAUGUUGGCCGUCAGGUCCCUGGUCCUCAUGGGCCUCGGCGGCCACGUCACCUCACAGCGGGCGCGUUGUUGAGCAACGUCCCUCCCUGUGUGUUUGCAGCCUAGCGAGAUUUGCUUCAGCGUAUGACAUCCACAUUUUCCCCUGUCUCAUACUGUUCCUUUGACUAAAAUAGCUUGGCCAGAGGGAACGUAUCAUUUCUUUAAGUCCCUCUUUGUCCCUCUUGCUUAUUAGAAGACAACGGUAUAGUCAAACCUGUCAGUUCAACCUUUCUGCUGAAGGGAAAAAGCGUUUAAGCAAAAUGUUAGUGCCAUAGUAAAACUGUAAUACUUCUCCUUUUUCCAAGAGUCCUUCCAACUCUCACCUACAUACAUUGACACUAUGAUGAAGGGUGUAGCUGCGACAGCUAAAUAUCGACACGGAAUAUUUUGUUAAGGGAAAUCCACGCUCUUACUUCCCACCCAUACACGCGGUUGCUGUGCACUGCUCAGUGUUAGAGUGUACCUCUCUGUAGUAGGGAACGAUGAACAGACUACAGUGUGCGUUAGGACAAAUGCUUUUCACUUAUCAUGACUUUAUAGAAGCCUGCCUUACAGGCACUCUCAGCCGUGCAGGGGCUAGUGCAUAACCUGGAGACUCUUUAAGCGGAAUACUGUGCUACUAAUGCAACCAUCUUAUCUUGCGUAGCAAUCUGCAGGGUAAAGAAAGAGAUACGCAUGUUU